This is a messenger RNA of Volvox carteri f. nagariensis, 831 nucleotides long. RefSeq lists its product as uncharacterized. NCBI's taxonomy places the organism in Eukaryota, Viridiplantae, Chlorophyta, Chlorophyceae, Chlamydomonadales, Volvocaceae. The transcript has 7 exons. The annotation marks the transcript as partial. Gene Ontology annotation, biological process: photosynthesis, light harvesting in photosystem I; response to light stimulus. Gene Ontology annotation, cellular component: membrane. The record is from RefSeq and is a predicted model, not a curated record.
AUCUUUGUAUUCGCGGCGCUGCCCAUUACGGCCCUGACGGCCCUCAGCAAGAGCAGUGUGGGAAAGCAGGUGCAGCAGCAGCUAGAGGCGCGGUUGCCCGAGCUCCGAGCCGAGGCUGAAAGGCAGCGGCAAGCACACCAGCAGGCGCGGCAGCGGAGCAAAUGGUACGGUGCAUCUCGUCCAAGGUUGCCGGGUCCCUUGGGUGGUGCCCAGCACCUGAACGGCGAAGAGGCGGGCGAUGCGGGGUUCGACCCCCUGGAGCUGGGAAAGGACCCCGGCGCCUUUGCCAGGUUCCGGGAAGUGGAGUUGCUCCAUGCUCGUUGGGCCAUGUUGGGUUUCGUGGGGUGUAUGGUUCCGGAGCUUCUGGCCCUGAGGGGUGUGGAGCUGGGGGAGCCUGUGUGGUGGAAGGUGGGCGCCUCCAAGCUGAAUUCCGAUCUCACGCUGAACUGGGGCGGUAUCGAGGGCUUCAGGAUAGCUGGAAAGCAGGGCAUUGGGCUGAUUGCCGCAUGUCAGGCCGUACUGAUGGGGGGCCCCGAGUACGCCAGAUACGUGGGCAUUCGCUCUCUGGAGCCCGUGGGUGUGUUUCUCCCCGGUGACCAGAAUUACCCGGGGGGUGGCCCCUUCGACCCACUCAACUACGCGGCGGAUGCUGACGGCUUCGUGGACCAGGCAGUCCGGGAGAUUAAGAACGGGCGGCUGGCGAUGGUGGCAAUGCUGGGGUUAUUCGUACAGGCAGCCGUUACGAAAAAGGGUCCUGUACAGAACGUCAUGGAGUUCGUCUCGGAUCCAGCUGGGGAGAACAUCUUCACCAAUGUCGCACGGCUGCUAUAA